AUGAGAAUGAGCGUUACGGUGUCGUGGUCACACAGAGUGGCGUGUUACUGUCUGGUCGCACUGCUGGUCCUAACACUGGCGGGCUCGAUCAGAAACAGUCACAGAGGAGGUGGCGGAGAGAAUUUCCCGGCGGCGGCGGAUAAAAGAGACGGCGAGGUUCGUCGAGGGAAGCCAAUGAUGGAGAGGCCAUGUGAGGAGCUAUACGUAGUGAGUGAAGGAGAGACGCUUCACAGCAUCAGCGACAAGUGCGGCGACCCGUUUAUCGUGGAGCGUAACCCGCAUAUCCAUGACCCGGAUGAUGUCUUCCCGGGUCUCCUCAUCAGAAUUCACAUUACCAUCCCUAGUUCCAUAACAAGCUAA
Eutrema salsugineum is the source of this 360-nucleotide messenger RNA. RefSeq lists its product as uncharacterized. Bases 1 to 360 code for a protein of 119 amino acids. The transcript has a single exon. The record is from RefSeq and is a predicted model, not a curated record. NCBI's taxonomy places the organism in Eukaryota, Viridiplantae, Streptophyta, Magnoliopsida, Brassicales, Brassicaceae.